CGGACGCGGCGGCGGCGGCGGCGGCGGCCCGAGCCCGGCCCUAUGGCGCGGGCGGACACGGGCCGCGGGCUCCUGGCGCUGACCUUCUGCCUGCUGUCCGCGCGCGGGGAGCUGCUGUUGCCCCAGGAGACAACGGUCAAGCUGAGCUGCGAUGUGGGGCCACUGCAGGUGGUCCUGGGCCCCAAGCAGGCUGCAGUGUUGGACUGCAGUUUGGGGACGACCGCGGCGGGACCACCAACCAGGGUGACGUGGAGCAAGGAUGGGGACACUGUGCUGGAGCAUGACCACCUGCACCUGCUACCCAACGGCUCCCUGUGGCUGUCCUCGGCUCCAGAACCAGGAGACGGUGCUGGGGAGGAAGCUUUUAGGACAUGGAAGGUCAUUGAGGGCAGCUAUUCCUGUCUGGCCCACGGCCCACUGGGCGUAGUGGCCAGCCAGGUUGCUGUGGUCAAGCUUGCCACACUCGAAGACUUCUCUCUGCACCCAGAGUCCCAGACGGUGGAGGAGAACGGCACAGCACGCUUUGAAUGUCACACUGAGGGGCUGCCAGCCCCCAUCAUUACUUGGGAAAAGGACCAGGUGACAGUGCCUGAGGAGCCCCGGCUCAUCACUCUUCCCAACGGCGUCCUCCAGAUCCUGGAUGUCCAGGACAGUGACAUGGGCUCCUACCGAUGCGUGGCCACCAACUCAGCCCGCCGACGCUUCAGCCACGAGGCUUCACUCAGUGUGGCUCUCAGAGGGUCCUUGGAGGCCACCAGGGGCCAGGAUGUGGUCAUCGUGGCAGCCCCAGAGAACACCACGGUAGUGUCUGGACAGAGUGUAGUGAUGGAGUGUGUGGCCUCCGCUGACCCCACGCCUUUUGUGUCCUGGGUCCGACAAGACGGGAAGCCGAUCUCCACGGAUGUCAUCGUUAUGGGCCGGACCAAUCUACUCAUCGCCAGCGCGCAGCCUCGGCACUCUGGUGUUUAUGUCUGUCGGGCCAACAAGCCCCACACCCGCGACUUUGCCACCGCCGCAGCUGAGCUCCGAGUGCUGGGGGCUCCUGCCAUCUCGCAAGCGCCAGAGGCUCUGUCGAGGACGCGGGCCAGCACCGCGCGUUUCGUGUGCCGCGCUUCGGGCGAGCGACCCGCGCUCCGCUGGCUGCACGACGGGGCGCCGCUGCGACCCAACGGGCGCGUCAAGGUGCAGGGCGGUGGCGGCAGCCUGGUCAUCACGCAGAUCGGCCUGCAGGACGCCGGCUACUAUCAGUGCGUGGCGGAGAACAGCGCGGGAACGUGUGCGGCCGCGCCCCUGGCCGUGGUGGUGCGCGAGGGGCUGCCCAGCGCCCCCACUCGGGUCACGGCCACGCCGCUGAGCAGCUCCGCUGUGCUGGUGGCCUGGGAGCGGCCAGAACUGCACAGCGAGCAAAUCAUUGGCUUCUCCCUUCACUACCAAAAGGCAAGGGGAGUGGACAACGUGGAGUACCAGUUUGCAGUGAACAAUGACACUACAGAGCUGCAGGUUCGGGACCUGGAACCCAACACGGAUUAUGAGUUCUACGUGGUGGCCUAUUCCCAGCUAGGGGCCAGCCGCACCUCCAGCCCGGCCCUGGUGCAUACACUGGAUGAUGUCCCCAGCGCAGCGCCCCAGCUCGCCCUGUCCAGCCCCAACCCCUCAGACAUCAGGGUGGCGUGGCUGCCCCUGCCCUCGGGCCUGAGCAACGGACAGGUGGUGAAAUACAAGAUAGAGUACGGUUUGGGAAAGGAAGAAGAUCAGGUUUUCUCCACUGAGGUGCCCGGAAAUGAGACACAACUUACGUUAAACUCUCAGCCGAACAAGGUGUACCGAGUCCGGAUUUCAGCUGGCACCGGGGCUGGCUAUGGACUCCCUUCCCAGUGGAUGCAGCACAGGACGCCUGCUGUGCACAACCAGAGCCAUGUUCCCUUUGCCCCUGCAGAAUUGAAGGUGAGGGCAAAGAUGGAAUCCCUGGUGGUGUCAUGGCAGCCGCCCCCUCACCCCACCCAGAUUUCUGGAUACAAACUCUACUGGCGUGAGGUGGGGGCAGAGGAAGAGACAGCCGGUGAUCGCCCCGCAGGGGGCCGCGGAGACCAGGCUUGGGACGUGGGGCCCGUGCGCCUCAAGAAGAAAGUAAAGCAGUAUGAACUGACCCAGCUAGUCCCUGGCAGGCUGUACGAGGUGAAGCUCGUAGCUUUCAACAAACACGAGGACGGCUACGCAGCUGUAUGGAAAGGCAAGACUGAGAAGGCACCCACACCAGACCUGCCCAUCCAGAGGGGGCCGCCCCUGCCUCCCGCCCACGUCCACGCCGAGUCAAACAGCUCCACCUCCAUCUGGCUCCGGUGGAAGAAGCCAGACUUUACCACCGUCAAGAUCGUCAACUACACCGUGCGCUUUGGUCCCUGGGGGCUCAGGAAUGCCUCCCUGGUCACCUACUAUACCAGCUCCGGAGAAGACAUCCUCAUUGGCGGGCUGAAGCCAUUCACCAAGUAUGAGUUUGCGGUACAGUCCCAUGGUGUGGAUAUGGAUGGGCCUUUUGGUUCCGUAGUAGAGCGCUCCACCCUGCCUGACCGACCUUCGACACCCCCCUCUGACCUGCGCCUGAGCCCCCUGACCCCAUCCACGGUUCGGCUACACUGGUGCCCCCCCACGGAGCCCAAUGGGGAGAUCGUGGAGUAUCUAAUUCUCUACAGCAACAACCACACCCAGCCCGAGCACCAGUGGACGCUGCUCACCACAGAGGGAAACAUCUUCAGUGCAGAGGUGCAUGGCCUGGAGAGUGACACUCGGUACUUCUUCAAGAUGGGGGCCCGGACAGAGGUGGGGCCUGGGCCCUUCUCCCGUUUGCAGGAUGUGAUCACUCUCCAGGAGACCUUCUCAGACUCCUUGGACGUGCACUCUGUCACAGGCAUCAUCGUGGGCGUCUGCCUGGGCCUUCUCUGCCUCCUGGCCUGCAUGUGUGCCGGCCUACGACGGAGCUCCCACAGGGAAGCCCUCCCAGGGCUGUCCUCCACCGCCACCUCUGGGAACCCAGCACUGUACUCCAGAGCGCGGCUUGGGCCCCCCAAUCUCCCUUCUGCCCAUGAGUUGGAGUCCCUCGUGCACCCCCGCCCCCAAGACUGGUCCCCACCACCCUCGGACAUGGAAGACAAGGCUGAAGUGCACAGCCUUAUGGGUGGCAGCGUUUCAGAUUGCCGGGGCCACUCCAAGAGAAAGAUCUCCUGGGCCCAGCCGGGUGGGCUGAGCUGGACAGGCUCCUGGGCAGGCUGUGAGCUGCCUCAGGGUGGCGGACCUAGGCCUGCUGUCACCCGUGCUCUGCUGCCUCCAGCCGGAACUGGACAGACACUGUUGCUGCAGGCUCUGGUGUAUGAUGCCAUAAAGAGCAACGGGAGAAAGAAGCCGCCCCCAGCCUGCAGGAAUCAGGUGGAGGCUGAGGUCAUCGUCCACUCUGACUUCGGUGCAUCCAAAGGAAGUCCUGACUUCCACCUCCAAGACCUGGAGCCUGAGGAAGCCCUGCCUACAGAGGCUCUGCCUUCCACCUCAGGGGCUGUGGAUCUGUCUCAAGGAGCAGACUGGCUAGGCAGGGAGCUGGAAGGGUGCGAAGAGGCAACCACCGGGCCGGAGAGGCUCACCUGCUUGCCAGAGGCAGCCAGUGCCUCCUGCUCCUGCCCAGAGCUCCAGUCCAACACUGCUCUAGAGGAGGCCCCUGGGAAAAGCUGCCAGGCCAAAGCCCUGUGCCCUCUAGCAGUCAGCCCAAGCCUCCCCAGGGCCCCUGUCUCCUCUGCUCAGCUUCCCUGAGCAAAAGGCUGAUAUGGCUCAGAAAACAUGACGUGCGUGGCCACACAUAUGCGUGCUGGAGAUAUCAACAAGCCUUUUGGAGCCUCUUAGGAUCCUUUGGCUGGGAUGGGGGAGAACCUGACUCACGUCCCCCAUAUUCUGCACCACAUGUGUGAUACUGGAGGGACUUGAGACAGAGCUCCAGACGUAUGUGAAGUCACCUGUGUGUGCUGGCUGAGCUGGGAAACCUCGCCCCAGGUAGCAGUCACUGUGGCCUAAAUGAUCCUCCGUGGCGGGACGGUGUAACCGUGACCAGCGCCGGCUCCUUGAAUCGCGGCUUUGUCGCCCAGCCUUUUAUUACACUCUGAGAGUGUCUCCAAUGCCGUGUCUAUGAAGACAGCCCCAGCCCCGGCCCUCUGCUGUCAGCUGGGCUGAGCCGAGGGCCAGUCAACGCUGCAGGCCUGCGCUGCAGCCUGCAAGCUGCAUGGCCGUCAUGCCCCCCGCCGGCCUCCAUCGCCGGCCUCCAUCGGCCCAGAAGGCUGGGUGAGCCCAGCUCAGUGUCCCCUCUCCUUGGAGCAACUCUGCCCCUAAUUUUGUAAUAUGGGAAGUGCCUGGUCUGGGAAAUCGUCUUUCUCCCCUGCCCCCUCUUCUGUACCCCUUCGUUGUUCUAGUGAUCUGCCUCCUCGGGUCGCCUCUCCCGGGGGCCUGCUCUUCCCUGCGAUGCCUCUCACCUCCUCACUGCUCUUUCCCCCCCCUCUGUCGUCCAUGUUUGUCAUGGUGUCAUGUGUGUCUUGUCCCUGGGUUCAACCUAUGCACCCUUCCCUAACAACAUGACUACCUCAUGUCUGCUUCAGACCAUCGUGUGACCCCUGGGUCCCCACGGCUCCCCUGCACCCCCCUUUCUGGGCAAAUGACCCGCUCCCAGUAGAUUUGAGAAAGAGCUUCUGGCUGCCCUGGCCUCCUUCUCCUCCGUGGAAUUGAGACAGGUAGGUUGUCUGUGGAAGGGAUGAAUCCAGGCCGCACCAGGGUAGCCGAGAGAAGGGGUAGGGACUGAAACCCGGAGGCCACCCAUCUGCACAGGAAAAACGGGGGGUGCGCUUUUGCCCUUCAGUCUCCUGUCCUGGCUGAAGCUGGAGAGGUGAGGGGAGUUGAUUCAGAGGGCAGCAGUGGCUCAGCUCCCUGACCCUUGAGCCUGUCUGGAUUCAGAGUGGGAAGAGUUUCCUCCAAGAUGCUAGAAGUGGGGGGUCUGUGCACAGGAAAAGGGUGGCCGGCUGGUUUUGUUUUCUUUUUCCUUAAAGUUUGAAUCCUGAGGUCAUCGCACCACACAGGGACAAGCCUGACUUGUGCUUCCUGUGUUGUGAAAGCCGGGCCAUCUACUAGUCAUCUUCCAGGAGUGGAGAAUGUGGGAUCUUGGCUCUCUCAUGGAGUGUCUUUUUAUUUUAACUGGCUGGCAUAUCAAGUGUUAACUCUGGCUUCUGGGCCAAAUUAGAAAUAACCAGUGUAUCUUUCCUUUUUUUCUUUUUUUUUUUUUUUUUUUAUGUUUUUGACAUACAUUCAGCAGAGUUGCAGCCUCCCCGGCCCCCGAAAGCAUCUGUGUUUAUUACCCUCGUGUGUCACUCACGUUUGACACCUACAUCUCCUCCUCUUCCCUCUUCAGCCAGCCUAUGAUAACACUAAAGAUUAUUAAUGGUGGUUUCGUGUCUCGUUAAAAACAGGAUUGUCACUUGAACUACUUCUAUAGCAUUCAGAGUGGCCACGGCCACCCGCACUGUGCUGUGUCUCCAUUGCGCUGAAGGUCAAAAGCCUCAUUUUAUUUUGCCGGUUAGAUUCUCUCUUCCUUGCCGUGGAUGAAGUAGCCGUUUCAACAGUAGGCUCUUAGCGUUACACACCACGGUCAUUUCUCAUGGUCUUGUUUAACAGGCACCGAGGUUCUGGUUUGAAUUCAAUAGCUGCAAAUGAGACAAUUUAUAACCCAUUAGGUUGGGUGGAAAAUUGUUUCUCAAAAGCAAAUAAGUAAUAAAUCUGGUAUCUGCCUAUAACUCACAGUUGAUAAGCAAGUAGCUGUUACUCACGAGCACUGCAUAUGAUUUGGGUUCUGAGGAACUGGGCAGUGUUCGAUUUGUGUCUUUAUAGCUGCAGGUUUUAUUAGAAAGGAGUCUAUUGGCCUUUUACAGGGUAGUAAUCCCUUUGCCGCUUGCCAUGGAUGCCUUAAAUUCUUUUGAGUCUCAUUUAAAAAUCUUCCUUUUCUUGACGCAUGACAAGUGUACUCAAUACUUACAUGCUCACUUAUUUACUCAUACUUAGUUUAUGCUGUAUUAUUUCAUUGCAUUUUCCAACAUCCUGUUUCCUCCUUACAAAUAUGAUAGUCUUUAGUGUUACACUAAGGCAUUGAUCAUGUAUCUGUCUCUAUAAUGAAUUAAUAAACUAUUUUCCAGA
Peromyscus leucopus (white-footed mouse) is the source of this 6210-nucleotide messenger RNA. It is a transcript of the gene Igdcc4, whose product is annotated as immunoglobulin superfamily DCC subclass member 4. Gene Ontology annotation, molecular function: protein binding. The record is from RefSeq and is a predicted model, not a curated record. Gene Ontology annotation, biological process: axon guidance; cell-cell adhesion. Lineage: Eukaryota; Metazoa; Chordata; Mammalia; Rodentia; Cricetidae. Gene Ontology annotation, cellular component: plasma membrane; axon.